This is a messenger RNA of Adineta ricciae, 879 nucleotides long. The record is from the annotation of a GenBank genome assembly. Lineage: Eukaryota; Metazoa; Rotifera; Eurotatoria; Adinetida; Adinetidae.
AUGUCGGAUUGUUAUAAUAUUUAUGAAACAUUUGAGAAUUUAUCCAAUACUGGAAUAAAAAAAGCCAAACAGAGAAUCGACCAUACAAUAAUCAAGUCAAUUCUGGCUGGUAUGUUACUUUCAUUUGCCGGUUUAUUUUUAUUAACUAUUGGCGGUGGAAGUCUUCCGCUACGUGAUCUAUUUGGUACAAGUAUUCAUAAAACAAUUCAAGCUUUAGUAUUCCCGGUGGGUUUAGUUUUAGUUCUUCUUACUGGUGUAGAAUUAUUUACUGGUAAUACAAUGAUUUUUAUCGUUUCAACAUUAAAUAAAAAAACUACAUGGCUUCAACUUUUAAAAUCUUGGAUCGUUUCAUAUUGUGGAAAUCUUCUUGGUUGUAUAAUCUUUCAAUUUGUCUUUGUGUAUUAUGCCGGUCUUCUCAAAUAUGAUCCAUAUCGUUCAUAUGCCACACAUUAUGCCGAAGUGAAGGGUAAUACUGAAUGGCAUGAAAUGUUUAUACGAGGUAUUGGAGGAAAUUGGCUUGUUUGUCUUGCUGUAUGUUUAGCAACAAGUGCACGAGAAGUUAGUUCAAAAAUUCUUGCAAUUUAUUUACCAAUUAGUCUUUUCAUUGCCGUUGGUUUUGAACAUUCAAUUGCGAAUAUGUUCACAGUGCAAAUGGGAAUGAUACUCGGUGCAAAUCUUUCGAUUGGAAAAUAUAUUUUACGUGUUUUAUUACCGGUGACAUUGGGAAAUAUAAUCGGUGGUGGAUUUUUUGUUGGAUUUUUAUAUUGGUAUUUAUAUUUAGCAAAACAUGAAGAAUCGCAUGAUCAUCAAGAUGGUGAUGUUCAAUUACCUGAAAAGAAACCUUAUCACAUUGUUAAACAGAAUGACGAUACUGUUUGA